UGUGUAGUUUCUAUAAUUAUGUAAGGGCUGUUUUUCUUCUUCAUUAUUCUAUAUGCCACUGCUAGUUUUUCUUCAUUGGAAUAGCUUUGUCUCUCUUCCCUCUACUUUAUCUCAUGUACUCACUCCUAUGCUCUUAAAUUCUACUCCACUGUGUCUUAUUCAGCUUUAAAGGAGUUUCCAUCCUCAAAACAAAGUGAUAUUGGCUAAGUGCAUGUUUGGAACCCUUCUACAAUUGAUUCUGAAGUCAUAAUCAAUUUUGGAAUUGAUUCUGAAGUCAGAAUCAAUUUUGGUGAGAAGCUUAUGGGGUUUAGAAUUGAUUCUGGUGAAAGAGAAGUUGAUCCAAACAUGAUAUAAGAGUGUCUGGGUAACUUCAGAAAAAGUACUUUCCAUUUGCUGAUGCUACUUUUGUGACAGAAGAUUGUCUCAAAUCUUUGGUUUUCCAUCACAGAAGAAUGAACUUGUUGUAGCAAUUAAAGACUAGAACUACGUGUCUACUUUGAAAGCCUAUCCAGGGAUAUCACUUUUGUUGUCAUGAGUACCACUUAGCAACUGUGUCUAAACAACUAUUGGUGAUAGUUCACCUUCUUAAUACAAUCUCCUGGAAGAGACCUUGGAAGCAUUAAAGUUGAGAAGUGAUUCAUUCUACAAUGCAGGCAUCAGAGCAACAUAGAAGUUCAAGCAUGUACCAUCAACAGUUGCAACAGAUUGAAGCCUACAACUUGCCGCAGUAUCGAACCCUGAAUCAUCAGCUAUACUACAAUGAUGGAGGCCAAUUCUCCACUCCAAGUUCUUCUGAACUUUACUGCACAUUGGAGUCAUCAUCUGCAACUGGAAGCUUCACUGUUUACAACUCUCCUUCAACUGUUAGUUUCUCACCUAAUGGUAGCCCAAUAUCACAGCAAGAUUCUCAGUCAUAUUCAUAUCCACCUGAACAGUAUCAUUCCCCUGACAACAACUAUGGCUCUCCGAUGAGUGGAUCUUGCAUAACCGAUGAUGUAAGUAGCUUCAAGCACAAGCUGAGAGAGUUAGAAAGUGUAAUGCUUGGCCCUGACUCUGAUAACAUUGAUAGUUAUGACAGUGCUAUUAGCAAUGCAACCAACUUUGUUUCACUUGAGAUGGACAGUUGGAGACAAACAAUGGUAGCAAUUUCUACUAAAAACCUGAAGCACAUCCUUAUUGCAUGUGCCAAAGCAAUUGCAGACAACGAUUUGCUAAUGGGGCAAUGGCUUAUGGAUGAAUUGCGGCAGAUGGUGUCAGUUUCUGGCGAACCGGUUCAGAGGUUGGGAGCAUACAUGCUAGAAGGACUUGUUGCGCGAUUGUCCGCAUCCGGGAGUUCAAUCUACAAAGCUUUGAGGUGCAAAGAACCAGAAAGUUCUGAGCUUCUCUCCUACAUGCACAUACUUUAUGAGGUUUGCCCCUACUUCAAGUUUGGAUACAUGUCUGCCAAUGGAGCCAUUGCAGAAGCGAUGAAAGAUGAAGAUAGAGUCCAUAUAAUUGAUUUCCAAAUUGCACAAGGAAGCCAGUGGAUCACUUUGAUUCAGGCUUUUGCAGCUAGGCCUGGGGGACCACCCCACAUCCGAAUUACAGGUAUUGAUGAUUCAACAUCAGCUUAUGCCCGCGGAGGGGGACUACACAUUGUGGGAAAGAGGUUAUCAAAGCUUGCUCAGCAUUUUAAGGUGCCAUUUGAAUUUCAUGCUGCAGCUAUCUCUGGUUGUGAUGUUCAACUGCAUAACCUUGGAGUUAGACAAGGCGAAGCUCUUGCUGUAAAUUUUGCAUUCAUGCUGCAUCACAUGCCGGACGAAAGUGUCAGCACUCAGAAUCAUAGGGACAGGCUGUUGAGGUUGGUUAAGAGCCUAUCACCAAAGGUGGUGACACUUGUUGAGCAAGAAUCCAACACAAACACUGCUGCGUUCUUUCCACGUUUUCUUGAAACUCUGGAGUAUUACACAGCAAUGUUUGAAUCAAUAGAUGUUACUCUCCCUAGAGAGCAUAAAGAGAGAAUCAAUGUGGAGCAGCAUUGCUUGGCAAGGGACUUGGUUAACAUCAUAGCUUGUGAAGGGGUUGAGAGAGUGGAGCGACACGAGGUACUUGGGAAGUGGAGGUCAAGAUUUGCAAUGGCUGGUUUCACUCCUUACCCAUUGAGUUCAUUGGUGAAUGGCACAAUAAAGAAACUGCUUGAGAACUACAGUGAUAGAUAUAGACUUGUAGAGAGAGAUGGUGCUCUAUACCUGGGUUGGAUGAAUAGAGAUUUGGUUGCUUCAUGUGCAUGGAAAUGAGAACUGAGCAUUAUGUGACUCCUCAAAGUUUGAGGUGGGAUCAAGAUGAACCUGUCCUUGUUCUUAUUCGGUUUAGUUACUUAGGAAGAGUUAAUGAGAAAAGCCACAUCACAUCCAAUCUAAUUGUCCAUUUUCUCUGUUUCAAGAAUUUCGGUAUGAAAUGUAGCUAGCAUUUUUCUUGUAUCAGUAAUAUUGAUCUUUCUUUUCACAGUCUUUCUGGACCCUGAAUUAAAAGAUGGUUACAUAUAA
Messenger RNA from Lotus japonicus, 2525 nucleotides. RefSeq names its product scarecrow-like transcription factor PAT1. Gene Ontology annotation, molecular function: DNA-binding transcription factor activity; sequence-specific DNA binding. Gene Ontology annotation, biological process: regulation of DNA-templated transcription. Gene Ontology annotation, cellular component: nucleus. The record is from RefSeq and is a predicted model, not a curated record. The transcript has 4 exons. Lineage: Eukaryota; Viridiplantae; Streptophyta; Magnoliopsida; Fabales; Fabaceae. The coding region runs from base 648 to 2276 and encodes 542 amino acids.